Messenger RNA from Pan troglodytes (chimpanzee), 1931 nucleotides. It is a transcript of the gene SLC35A4, whose product is annotated as solute carrier family 35 member A4. Gene Ontology annotation, biological process: pyrimidine nucleotide-sugar transmembrane transport. The transcript has a single exon. Gene Ontology annotation, cellular component: Golgi membrane. Gene Ontology annotation, molecular function: pyrimidine nucleotide-sugar transmembrane transporter activity. The coding region runs from base 1 to 975 and encodes 324 amino acids. The record is from RefSeq and is a predicted model, not a curated record. Lineage: Eukaryota; Metazoa; Chordata; Mammalia; Primates; Hominidae.
AUGAGUGUAGAGGAUGGGGGUAUGCCAGGCCUGGGCCGUCCCAGGCAGGCCCGCUGGACCCUGAUGCUACUCCUAUCCACUGCCAUGUACGGUGCCCAUGCCCCAUUGCUGGCACUGUGCCAUGUGGACGGCCGAGUGCCCUUCCGGCCCUCCUCAGCCGUGCUGCUGACUGAGCUGACCAAGCUACUGUUAUGCGCCUUCUCCCUUCUGGUAGGCUGGCAAGCAUGGCCCCAGGGGGCCCCACCCUGGCGCCAGGCUGCUCCCUUCGCACUAUCAGCCCUGCUCUAUGGCGCUAACAACAACCUGGUGAUCUAUCUUCAGCGUUACAUGGACCCCAGCACCUACCAGGUGCUGAGUAAUCUCAAGAUUGGAAGCACGGCUGUGCUCUACUGCCUCUGCCUCCGGCACCGCCUCUCUGUGCGUCAGGGGUUAGCGCUGCUGCUGCUGAUGGCUGCGGGGGCCUGCUAUGCAGCAGGGGGCCUUCAAGUUCCCGGGAACACCCUUCCCAGUCCCCCUCCAGCAGCUGCUGCCAGCCCCAUGCCCCUGCAUAUCACUCCGCUAGGCCUGCUGCUCCUCAUUCUGUACUGCCUCAUCUCAGGCUUGUCUUCAGUGUACACAGAGCUGCUCAUGAAGCGACAGCGGCUGCCCCUGGCACUUCAGAACCUCUUCCUCUACACUUUUGGUGUGCUUCUGAAUCUAGGUCUGCAUGCUGGCGGCGGCUCCGGCCCAGGCCUCCUGGAAGGUUUCUCAGGAUGGGCAGCACUCGUGGUGCUGAGCCAGGCACUAAAUGGACUGCUCAUGUCCGCUGUCAUGAAGCAUGGCAGCAGCAUCACACGCCUCUUUGUGGUGUCCUGCUCACUGGUGGUCAACGCCGUGCUCUCAGCAGUCCUGCUACGGCUGCAGCUCACAGCCGCCUUCUUCCUGGCCACAUUGCUCAUUGGCCUGGCCAUGCGCCUGUACUAUGGCAGCCGCUAGUCCCUGACAACUUCCACCCUGAUUCCGGACCCUGUAGAUUGGGCGCCACCACCAGAUCCCCCUCCCAGGCCUUCCUCCCUCUCCCAUCAGCAGCCCUGUAACAAGUGCCUUGUGAGAAAAGCUGGAGAAGUGAGGGCAGCCAGGUUAUUCUCUGGAGAUCGGUGGAUGAAGGGGUACCCCUAGGAGACGUGAAGUGUGGGUUUGGUUAAGGAAAUGCUUGCCAUCCCCCACCCCCAACCAAGUUCUUCCAGACUAAAGAAUUAAGGUAACAUCAAUACCUAGGCCUGAGAAAUAACCCCAUCCUUGUUGGGCAGCUCCCUGCUUUGUCCUGCAUGAACAGAGUUGAUGAAAGUGGGGUGUGGGCAACAAGUGGCUUUCCUUGCCUACUUUAGUCACCCAGCAGAGCCACUGGAGCUGGCUAGUCCAGCCCAGCCAUGGUGCCUGACUCUUCCAUAAGGGAUCCUCACCCUUCCACUUUCAUGCAAGAAGGCCCAGUUGCCACAGAUUAUACAACCAUUACCCGAACCACUCUGACAGUCUCCUCCAGUUCCAGCAAUGCCUAGAGACAUGCUCCCUGCCCUCUCCACAGUGCUGCUCCCCACACCUAGCCUUUGUUCUGGAAACCCCAGAGAGGGCUGGGCUUGACUCAUCUCAGGGAAUGUAGCCCCUGGGCCCUGGCUUAAGCCAACACUCCUGACCUCUCUGUUCACCCUGAGGGCUGUCUUGAAGCCCGCUACCCACUCUGAGGCUCCUAGGAGGUACCAUGCUUCCCACUCUGGGGCCUGCCCCUGCCUAGCAGUCUCCCAGCUCCCAACAGCCUGGGGAAGCUCUGCACAGAGUGACCUGAGACCAGGUACAGGAAACCUGUAGCUCAAUCAGUGUCUCUUUAACUGCAUAAGCAAUAAGAUCUUAAUAAAGUCUUCUAGGCUGUAGGGUGGUUCCUACAACCACAGCCA